UCAAUUAGCCAAUUAGCUAUUGAUUUUGAAGUCGACGAGCGAAAAAACCCAAAGCGAAUGCUCCUCAGUCAUGUGCUCCGUGCCACUCGAGCAGCACAGUCCGGCACUGCGCUUCAUGCGGCUGCUGAUGUGCUUGGCGCUUAUAGUGCCGCCACGCCCACAUCGUCUGAGGCUGAGGCUGCUGUACACUGGAGCUAUGGUAGUCUAUCUCUGUCUAAUAUCGCGUUGGCGCAUCGCCUUCAACUACCACGUGGAGUACGAUCGGCUGAACGAUACCUUUUCGUAUGUGCUUGACCUACUCAAUUUCGUGGCCUUGACAGUCAGCCACUUCGUGAUAUCCUUUCAAUUAAUCUGGCAGAGCCGCAGCAGUCGCAUCGAGGCACAGUUUUUGCACAUACAAAAUGUUCUCUAUGAGAAAAUUGGCCAUAAGGUCAACGCCGGUCGCAGUCGCUUAAUCACGAACGGAGUCUUUUGCUUAUUGUUGCUCCGCAUUUUGAUUCUAUUGGGCUCAACAGUUUACAACAAUACGAACUCGAACGAGUCGCUGCUGCUCAUCGCCAACUUUUACUCGCAAGUGGUGCUCAUAUUGCGCUGCAGCGAAUUCACAUUGCACUCAGCUCUCGUGCUGACCAUCUACCAGGAGAUGGAGGAGGCUGCCUCCACUGUCAUUUCAGGGCCAGAGAGUUUGCGGUGGGAUACCUGGGCCCUGCACCGUUUGCCCCUCAGGCACAUCGCCUGUCUGCAGCAGCUUCACCUUCUGCUCUGGAAUUUACAGCGGGAUAUCGAGAAAUACUUCGAGCGCGCUCUCAUUGUGCUGAUGCUCAAGUUCUUCAUAGACACCUCGGUACUCCCCUACUGGGCCUAUGUGAACAAAAUUCGAACGGACAAUGUUCCAAUGCAAAUCUGGUGUGCCACGGAGGAGCUGGGCAUUCUGUUGGAGAUGAGUGUGCCCUGUUGGUUCUGGACCCGCUGCGACCAGCUGCAGCGCAAGUUUCGCGCGGUUUUCCAUGGAGUAUCGGUGGAUCGACGCAACGAGCAGCUGAAUACCGCAUUGCAGCGAAUCUCGGCGCAGCUCGGGCAGGAAUCUUGUGAGUUCAGAGUUGCCGGAUUGCUUACGAUCAACAAUGAUUUGUUGGGCAAAUUUUUGUUCGGAGUUGUGAGCUAUACUCUGAUUUGCAUUCAAUUCUGGAUAACAUACACGACGAAGAUGCUGAGGCUGCUCUACACCGUUAGUUUGCUGAGCUACCUGGCCUUCGUGCUGCACUGGCGAUUUAGCUUCAACUACGGCGUCGUCUACAAUCGGAACGAUAAUUUCUCGCGUGCUGUCGACCUGCUGAACUUUGUCACGCUGACAGCCGCCCACCUUGUCGUGGCCAUGGAGCUGAUCUGGCAGGAUCGCAGCGAGCAGAUCGAGCAGCAGCUGGAGCGAGUGCGCUACGUGCUACGCGUGCAGUUCGGCCAGAAGGUGAACAUGCUGCGAGUGCAUCGCUACUGCCGGAUCAUCAACUCGAUACUGCUGACCUGCUGCCUAGCGCUGCUGCUGAUGACCAUUUACAACAAUCUGGCCACCAACAUGUCGCGGCUGCUCGUCUACGCCUUCUACUCGGAAGUCAUCCUGCUGCUGCGCCUCAGCGAGUUCUCUGUGUUCGCGGUGCUUAUCUUGGUCUUCUACAUGGAGCUGACCGAGGUCAGCUGCAGGCUGAUCCUGGAGCUGGACAAGACUCGCUUUGAGGUCUGGUCCCUGCGCCGCCUGUCGCUGGAGCUCCUUUACGUGCUGCAGCACCUGCACGGGCUGCUCUGGAACACAGUGCGGCUCAUCGAACGCAAUUUCGCAGUGAGCCUGAUAGUUGUGCUGCUCAAGUACUUUGUGGACAUCUCCGUCCUGCCCUACUGGAUGUUUGUCAACAACUACAACCAUGUGGAUAUUUCCACGACAUACUAUUGCGCAACUGAGGAGUCCUGCAAGCUGCUGCUGACCUUUCUGCCCAGCUACAUCUGCACGAGGUGCGAGGUGCUGAAUACAGCGCUGUACCGCCUCUCGGCGCAGCUGGGCCAGGAGUCCUUCAGGUUCAGUGCUGGCGGCCUGAUGGUAAUCAAUAAUGAGUCUCUGGGCAAGUUUAUCUUUGGCAUGAUAAGCUACAUAAUCAUUUGCAUACAAUUUCGCCUGGCCCUAAUCGACAACAGCCCAGAGGAAGUCGCCCAGAGUUUCGUUACAGUCGCACGGCGCCGCUAA
This is a messenger RNA of Drosophila navojoa, 2233 nucleotides long. It is a transcript of the gene Gr98a, whose product is annotated as Gustatory receptor 98a. NCBI's taxonomy places the organism in Eukaryota, Metazoa, Arthropoda, Insecta, Diptera, Drosophilidae. Gene Ontology annotation, cellular component: membrane. The record is from RefSeq and is a predicted model, not a curated record. Gene Ontology annotation, biological process: sensory perception of taste.